This is a messenger RNA of Arabidopsis lyrata subsp. lyrata, 1377 nucleotides long. RefSeq names its product agamous-like MADS-box protein AGL61. Gene Ontology annotation, molecular function: DNA-binding transcription factor activity, RNA polymerase II-specific; RNA polymerase II cis-regulatory region sequence-specific DNA binding; protein dimerization activity. The record is from RefSeq and is a predicted model, not a curated record. Gene Ontology annotation, biological process: regulation of transcription by RNA polymerase II. The coding region runs from base 697 to 1377 and encodes 226 amino acids. The transcript has a single exon. NCBI's taxonomy places the organism in Eukaryota, Viridiplantae, Streptophyta, Magnoliopsida, Brassicales, Brassicaceae.
ACCUAGCUAUAGGGGCAUGCUUUUUAAUUUGAAACCAUAAGCAGUCUCUAAUAUACUGACUAAUGAACCCAUGGUUUCCUCCACUAACCAUUUUUCAAAUCUAAAUUAAUCUAUCAACCUUACUUUGAAUCUUUGUCAAGAGGCUAAUUAAUCCCCUUUUAGUUUGUUGACUAGUUUAAUUAAAGGCUAAUUGAUAUAUUAAAUGGAAAAAUAUAAAACAAUUUGAAACGGAAUAAAAUAUUCACAAUGGCCACGAAAAUGGAUUUGGACGUCGAUGAACCUUUCAUGUGGCAACCACUUUGUAAUUCCCUAUUGGAAAAACUAUAGGCCGUGUUUUCUUUGACAAUAUAAUAUCGAUAUGCAUAUAUUAUUUGAUUUGAUCAUAUAUUAGCAUCAUCUUUAGUUUUUCUAUAUAUAACAAAAAUGAAAAUGUAGAAAGGAGCAAGUAUAUCUCGUAAAUCUUGGAAAUAAUGUCACGAAACUUAGAUUAAGAAAAGUUAAUGUUGAUUUUUAUGGAAUCAUUCCAAAAAUCAUGUUAACUUAUUGAGACGCGCAUUUAAUACCACAAUUAGCAUAUAUUAUGACGAAACAAUACUUCCUUAUUUGAUUGAAAACUAUGUAUAUAAAUAUAAAUCGGAAUAUAUCUCUCAAAGAACUCUUGUAAUCUCAUAAUCAUCUCUAAUUCUUGUCUUCAAUAUGGAGGAUGGAGAGGCAGAAGCUUCAACAAUCACUUGCUUACCGACCACGAAACAAAACCCCCUUCAAAACCCUAACUUGCUGGUCAACCCAAAAAAAGAGACUAAACUAAAAACCCCUAAAACCACCAAAGGUCGACAGAAGAUAGAGAUCAAGAAGAUCAUUCUGGAAAACCGAAGGCAAGUGACGUUUUCCAAACGCCGAUUCGGGCUUUUCAAAAAAGCGGCGGAGCUAAGCGUUCUCUGCGGCGCACAAAUUGGUAUCAUAACGUUUUCACGAGUAGAUAGGAUCUACUCGUUUGGUAACGUGGACUCACUCAUCGAUAAAUACUUGCGUAAGACUCCGGUGAUGCUGAGGUCACAUCCUGGAGGUAACGUGGCAAACGGAGAGGAAGAUAACGACGGUUUGAUGUGGUGGGAGAGGGCGGUGGAGAGUGUUCCGGAGGAGGAUAUGGAAGAGUACAAGAAGGCGUUGAGUGUGUUAAGGGAGAAUUUAUUGACGAGGAUCUACCAGAUGAGUGGUGAUCGGACGGUCGAGAAUCUUCCGGCAUUUCCAAAUGAGAUGGCUAUGGCUGACUGGAAAUUGACUAAUGAAAAUCUGAUGGCUAGGAACGAUCGAGGUUACGCAGGUAACGGUGGUGAUUUGGAGUUUGCGUUUAUGUCUCAAAACGGUAGACAGUGA